This is a messenger RNA of Knipowitschia caucasica, 1302 nucleotides long. The record is from the annotation of a GenBank genome assembly. Lineage: Eukaryota; Metazoa; Chordata; Actinopteri; Gobiiformes; Gobiidae.
AUGAAGAGAAAGAGGCCAAACGGGCGAGUGGCCCGGAAAAGGAGGCGAAAACGUAACUCGCAGCUGCAGUCAGUGUCUGUGUGUCACCAGGCUUCAUAUGUGCGACUCAUGAGAUUCCUCAACAGAAAAGGUUUUGCAUCAACCAUUUUGCAACCAGCACACUUUUCAGAUACAGGCAGAGGACUGAAGACUCUCAAAACAAUAAAGCCUGGACAUCUACUCAUACAUUUGCCACAAUCAUGUCUCCUAACAACUACUACUGUGCUCAACAGCUAUUUAGGGCCUUUGAUAAAGAGUUGGAGGUCCCGCCCCUCCCCACUUCUGGUUCUUUGUGUGUUCCUGGUGUUGGAGCGACACAGAUCACCUUUCUCGGAGUGGUAUCCAUACAUUGAUGUACUGCCCGCAACAUACACUUGCCCCGUCUACUUUGCUGAUGAUGUCAUAGAACUUCUGCCAAGUCUGGUUCAGAGGCAAGCCUUGGAGCAGAGAACAUUGGUGCAGGAACUACAUGCUUCAAACCAGCCCUUUUUCAAGUGGCUGCAGCCUCUUGUGGUGGAACCAGUUGAGGAGGUGUUUACAUUUGAAGCUCUGAGGUGGGCCUGGUGCACUGUCAACACUCGCUCCGUGUUCAUGCCUCAUGCCCCAUGCCAGUUCCUCUCUGGACAGGAUGUGUGUGCUUUAGCUCCCUUUCUUGAUUUACUCAACCAUCGCCCUGACGUUCAGGUUUUGGCCAAUUUUAACAGUGCCACAGGAGGUUAUGAAAUCAAAAGCAUUUCCGGCAUUGGAUGCUAUCAACAGGCCUUCAUCAACUAUGGCAGCCACGAUAACCAGCGGCUCUUGCUGGAGUAUGGUUUCAUAGCUGCAAAUAACCCUCACAGCGUUGUUUAUGUGGACACAGACCUUAUCUGUAAAGUUUUGCACAAAGACAACAGUUUGCACCAAAAGAUAAAAUUCCUAAAGCAAAAUGAAUUUCUUUGUAACCUGACUGUCUCCAGUGAGGGUCCAGGAUGGAGGCUCAUGGCUGCACUUAGAGUUCUGUCUCUACCACAAACACAGUUUGGUCUGUGGAAGGCUGUGCUGCUGGGACAGUGUCUCAGCGAGGAGCAGGAGAGGUGGUGCGUCCAAACUAUUCGAUCAUUGUGUGUCCAAAUACUGCAGGACACAGACAGAGCUCUGGAAAAGAUCUCCCAUCUGCUGCAGCUACGUGAUGAGUCUUUGAAUGAACAACUUGAUAUUGUCUUGGCUUUACGGCAAGAGGAGAAGAGCAUCUUGGGAAAAUGUCUUGAAAUAAUUAUUCUUUAA